Gasterosteus aculeatus aculeatus (three-spined stickleback) is the source of this 1738-nucleotide messenger RNA. Lineage: Eukaryota; Metazoa; Chordata; Actinopteri; Perciformes; Gasterosteidae. The record is from RefSeq and is a predicted model, not a curated record.
CGUCGAAAAAGUCCUGACGGGCUGAACGUCAGGACUCUGAGGGUUGGUCCCCAUCGGGAGAGACUUGAGUUCACCGCACAAGAACACGGUGCCCUGUCUUUCCCGAUGCCCUCAGGGGUCUGUUCUACUAACCCUGCCUACACAGGGCGUAGAGAGACUCGGCGAGCGAUUUCCCGAGGGGCGCUCGCCCCCUCCGAGGAGGGUUGUGGAGUGUUCAGACCAGCUGUUUCCUGCCAGUAUGUUACAGGGCGCUGUGUCUGUCACUCGGGAUGUUCAUCCAGAGGCCAGCCUCGAGAGGCUGGUUCCCUUAGUAGAGUUCCUGGUGGUUAAUUCUAGCUCAAUCGGAACAUCAGGCGGUUCGGCAUCGAGAUGUCGUUCUUGCUCACAUCAAGAGGUUGAGACUCAACGCCAAGAAGAGUGUUCUUUCUCCAUUACAGAGAACCACUUUUCUCGGUGUAGUGUGGGAUUCGACGACUAUGCAGGCACAAUUGUCACCUGCUCGUGUUGCUUCGAUUCUCGCCGCAGUACAUCAAGUCAAGCUAGGCCGGUCAUCCACUGUAAAACAGUUCCAGAGACUGUUGGGUCUCAUGGCGGCUGCGUCCAACGUGAUACCUUUUGGCCUCCUGCACAUGAGACCGUUACAGUGGUGGCUCAGAACCAGAGGAUUCUCCCCGAGGGGAAAUCCGCUUCGCAUGAUCAUGAGUUCGCGACGGUGUCAUCGCGCCCUGGUUAUGUGGAAAGAUCCUUGGUUUCUGUCCCAAGGCCCUGUGUUGGGAGCUCCUUGUCGUCGCGUAAUGCUAACGACAGAUGCUUCUCUCACGAGUUGGGGGGCGAUCAUGAGUGGUCGCCCCGCUCAGGGUCUGUGGGAGGACCAUCACCGUCUAUGGCACAUAAAUUGUCUAGAGAUGUUGGCAGUGUUUCAGGCCCUGAAACAUUUCCUCCCGGACCUAAGAGGCCACCAUGUUCUUGUCCGGACAGACAACACAUCGGUGGUCUCCUAUAUCAACCACCAGGGGGGUCUGCGUUCUCGCCCGCUUUACAGGCUGGCACGUCAGAUCCUUCUGUGGUCCCAGGGGAAAAUUCUCUCUCUCAGAGCUAUUUAUCUCCCGGGGUAUUUGAAUCAGGAGGCAGACAUCCUGUCGAGGCAGGGGCCGAGGCCCGGGGAGUGGAGUCUUCACCCCGAGGUGGUGGAGCUCCUAUGGGGACAUUUCGGUCGUGCCGAGGUAGACCUAUUUGCGUCCCGAGAGACAUCACACUGUCCACUGUGGUUCUCUCUCAGCCAGCCAGCCCCACUGGGGUUGGAUGCUAUGGUACAUCCGUGGCCGAGGUCACGCCUGUACGCUUUUCCCCCGAUCGCUCUGCUUCCAGGACUUCUGGAGAGGGUUCGCCGGGACGGGCUCAGUCUCCUGCUUAUAGCCCCGUUCUGGCCGGCCCGAGUAUGGUUUUCGGACCUAGUAUCUCUCCUCGACGGCUCUCCCCUAGAGAUACCGAUCAGGAGAGAUCUGCUCUCUCAGGCGAGUGGGUCGAUCCUUCACCCCCGUCCAGAGCUAUGGAGGCUGUGGGCUUGGCCUCUGAGGGGGCCCAGCUCAUAGAUUCUGGUCUCUCGGCUGAGGUCGUUGAGACCAUCCUCCAAUCCAGAGCUCCCUCCACGAGGAAGUUAUAUGCCGCGAGGUGGAAACUUUUCACCUCUUGGUGUGGAGAGCGCCAGCAGGACCCAGUCAACUGCCCGGUUGGUACA